Molecule: messenger RNA, 429 nt
Organism: Notodromas monacha
Lineage: Eukaryota; Metazoa; Arthropoda; Ostracoda; Podocopida; Cyprididae
Source: the annotation of a GenBank genome assembly
GUUUGAAUUUUUCCCAAAUACAACAGCAACAAUGGGGCAUUGUACACCAUAUCUCGGGAUUAGAUCUCCCAUUGUGGACAGUUCUUUUCACCGGAUUCGCGAUUUGGUUUUACAAAUUUUUGUAUUCCGGGUACGAAGUUUUUGCGAAGCGAAGCAUACCAACUGUUCGACCCAUUUACCCGAUUUUCGGGAACCUUUGGGGAGUUUGGAACAAGGACAUAAGAAAGCGGCAACAAGAAAAUGUGCGUCGAUACGGAAAAUACUUCGGGUUUGCACCCGAGAACAAGUCAAAACUGGUCCCGUAUACGUACUUUCCGUUCGGACAAGGGCCUCGAAUUUGCAUCGGAAUCCGGUUCGCCAUUGAAGAAACAAAACUCGCCUUAGGCCUCUUGAUCCAAUCUUUCAAACUGUCGAAAUGUUCAAAAACGA